Molecule: messenger RNA, 997 nt
Organism: Castor canadensis (American beaver)
Lineage: Eukaryota; Metazoa; Chordata; Mammalia; Rodentia; Castoridae
Source: RefSeq, a predicted model, not a curated record
AAUAGAACAUUUGGAUUCAGAGGAUCUGGCCAGAUUUCCGGAAGUGGUAUUCGGGUACCUUUCACCAGCCAUGAUUGUCAUCAGCACACCAAACUGUGAAUUCAACCCCCUGUUUCCCACAGUGACUCUGAGAGAUGCAGAUCAUAAAUUUGAGUGGAAUAGAAUGGAGUUUCAAACCUGGGCUUUACAAGUGGCUGACCGCUACAAUUAUUGCGUGGAGUUUACAGGAGUUGGGAAGCCACCUGCGGGAGCCGAACACGUUGGGUUCUGCACCCAGAUAGGUGUCUUCCAGAAAAACACUGGGAAAGCCACACAAUCUUGUGUUUCAAAGCCAUUCGACCACCAUGUUUAUAAAGCUGUUUAUACGACCUCCUACCCGAGUUUGCAGCAGGAAAGGAUGCUCAAAUUUGUACUGGUCGGGGAAGUGUUGAUACAAGUGGAACGUCUGAGACUGAGACAUGGGCGGAUGCUUCGAGAACAGAAGAGGGAAGCAGAUACUAAGCCAGAUUCCUCCGAGUCCUCCCCAGACCCCCACCUAGUAUUGGGAGCAGUCUUCACAGAGGCCGAAAAAGACAGGAUAGAGAAUUCUCCCAAACCCUUCUGUGAAGGAGAUAAGUUUUUUGUGCCCCUAAAAAGACUCCUUGCGUAUCCCAAACUGCUCCGCUUUCAGGUGGAUGAGGACAAGAUGAGGGCUCUCAUUUCUGAGUCGGUGUGUUUGAGCAGUGAUGGUUCUGCAGUCGUGGUCAACCUGCAUAAUUCCUGGGAUUAUCGGCCCGAAGAUAACUGAGCCAUCCACGCUUCCUGAAGUUAAAGGUCUCACUUGGAGUUUAAACUUUGGACGGUCCUAAUUCAAGGAUCACUUAGAAAGCUUUAUAUGGAUGUCAGGUCCUAAAAUGCUGGACAGGUGCCUGACCUAGAGCCAGACUGCUCUUUACCUGAGAAAGGUGUUAGGGUUUAACUAAAAGUAUAUUUCUUUUCUUUUCUUUUUUUUUGGGUG